This is a messenger RNA of Nannospalax galili (Upper Galilee mountains blind mole rat), 4078 nucleotides long. RefSeq names its product DNA (cytosine-5)-methyltransferase 3B. Gene Ontology annotation, biological process: negative regulation of transcription by RNA polymerase II. Gene Ontology annotation, cellular component: nucleus. Lineage: Eukaryota; Metazoa; Chordata; Mammalia; Rodentia; Spalacidae. Gene Ontology annotation, molecular function: DNA binding; DNA (cytosine-5-)-methyltransferase activity, acting on CpG substrates. The transcript has 23 exons. The record is from RefSeq and is a predicted model, not a curated record. Bases 184 to 2763 code for a protein of 859 amino acids.
CGCGGCCGCUCCCGGCCGGCAGCGCGGGGGUUAAGCGGCCCAAGUAAAAGUAGCUGGGCGAUCGGCGCCGGAGAUUCGCGAGCCCAGCGCCCGGCACAGCCUACCGCCGGCCUCCCUCCCGCCGGUCCCGAUCCGAGGCGCGACUGCGGCGCCGCGCACGAGCCAGCCUCCCGGCAGGAAACAAUGAAGGGAGACAGCAGACACCUCAAUGAGGAAGAAGGUGCCAGUGGGUGUGAGGACUCCAUCAUUGUCAACGGAACCUGCAGUGACCAGUCCUCAGACACCAAGGAUGCUCCCUCACCCCCAGUCUUGGAGGCAAUCUGCACACCUGAGAGCAGAGGCCGCAGAUCAAGCUCACGAUUGUCCAAGAGGGAGGUCUCCAGCCUGCUAAGUUACACUCAGGACCUGACUGGAGAUGGAGAUGGAGAUGAUGAAGUAGAGGAGGAUGGGGAUGGCACUGAAAUUCCAGUCAUGCCAAAACUCACUCGGGAGACCAGGAUACCCUCUGAAAGCCCAGCUGUGCGAACCCGAAAUAGCAAUAGUACCUCCAGCCGGGAGAGGCGCAGAGCCUCCCGGAGAGUCACCCGGGGCCGGCGGGGCCACCACCAAGUGCACGAUUCCCCUGUGGAGUUUCCAGCUACCAGGUCCAUGAGGCGGAGGGCAAGAACAUCAGCAGGCACGCCGUGGCCAUCCCCAUCCAGCCCCUACCCCACCAUCGACCUCACAGAUGAAGAAGUGACACCUGGGAGCAGCAGGACCCCCUCCGUUGACCUAGGCCAGGACAGCCAGCAGGAGAGCAUGGACUCCACACAGGUGGAUACAGAAAGCAGGGAUGGAGACAGCACUGAGUAUCAGGACGGAAAGGAGUUUGGAAUAGGCGACCUUGUGUGGGGAAAGAUCAAGGGCUUCUCCUGGUGGCCUGCCAUGGUGGUUUCCUGGAGGGCCACCUCUAAGCGCCAGGCCAUGCCAGGCAUGAGAUGGGUACAGUGGUUUGGUGAUGGCAAGUUCUCUGAGGUCUCUGCAGACAAACUGGUGGCCUUGGGGCUGUUCAGUCAGCACUUUAAUCUGGCCACCUUCAAUAAACUGGUUUCUUACAGGAAGGCUAUGUACCACACUCUGGAGAAAGCCAGGGUUCGAGCUGGCAAGACCUUCCCCACCAGCCCUGCAGACUCACUGGAGGACCAGCUGAAGCCCAUGUUGGAGUGGGCCCACGGAGGCUUCAAGCCCACUGGGAUUGAGGGCCUCAAACCCAACAACAAGCAACCAGUGGUUAAUAAGUCGAAGGUGCGUCGUACAGGCAGUAAGGACUUAGAAUCCAGGAAACACGAGAGCAAAAGUCGAAGACGCACAACAGAUGACUCUGCAACUUCUGACUAUUGUCCCCUACCCAAGCGCCUCAAGACAAACAGCUGUGGUGGCAAGGACCGUGGGGAGGAUGAUCAGAGCCGAGAGCAAAUGGCUUCCGAUGUUACCAACAACAAGAGCAACCUGGAAGACAGCUGUUUGUCCUGUGGGAGGAAAAACCCUGUGUCCUUCCACCCACUCUUUGAGGGUGGGCUCUGCCAGACAUGCCGGGAUCGCUUCCUCGAGCUGUUUUACAUGUACGAUGAUGAUGGCUAUCAGUCAUACUGCACCGUGUGCUGUGAGGGCCGUGAGCUACUUCUGUGCAGCAACACAAGCUGCUGCCGGUGCUUCUGUGUUGAGUGUCUGGAGGUGCUGGUGGGCACAGGCACAGCUGAAGAGGCCAAAAUGCAGGAACCCUGGAGCUGCUACAUGUGUCUCCCUCAGCGCUGCCAUGGUGUCCUCCGACGCAGAAAGGACUGGAACACACGCCUGCAGGAUUUCUUUACCACUGUUCCCGAUCUGGAGGAAUUUGAGCCUCCCAAGUUGUAUCCAGCUAUUCCUGCAGCCCGACGACGGCCAAUUAGAGUUCUGUCCCUGUUUGAUGGAAUUGCGACAGGCUACUUGGUCCUCAAAGAAUUGGGUAUUAAAGUGGACAGGUACGUCGCCUCUGAAGUCUGUGCAGAAUCCAUCGCUGUGGGAACUGUGAAGCAUGAAGGGCAAAUCAAAUACGUGAAUGACGUCAGGAAAAUCACAAAGAGAAAUAUUGAAGAAUGGGGCCCCUUCGACUUGGUGAUUGGUGGAAGCCCGUGCAAUGAUCUCUCUAAUGUCAAUCCUGCCAGGAAAGGACUGUAUGAGGGUACUGGCCGACUCUUUUUUGAGUUUUACCACUUGCUGAAUUAUACCCGUCCCAAAGAGGGUGACAACCGUCCGUUUUUCUGGAUGUUUGAGAAUGUGGUUGCCAUGAAGGUUAAUGACAAGAAGGACAUCUCACGGUUCCUGGCGUGUAACCCAGUGAUGAUUGAUGCCAUCAAGGUUUCUGCGGCUCACAGGGCUCGAUACUUCUGGGGCAACCUACCUGGGAUGAACAGGCCCGUGAUAGCAUCAAAGAAUGAUAAACUCGAGCUGCAGGACUGCUUGGAGUUCAGUAGGACAGCAAAGUUGAAGAAAGUACAGACAAUAACCACCAAGUCGAACUCGAUCAGACAGGGGAAAAACCAACUUUUCCCUGUAGUCAUGAAUGGCAAAGAAGAUGUUUUGUGGUGCACUGAGCUCGAAAGGAUCUUCGGCUUUCCUGUACACUACACAGACGUGUCCAACAUGGGUCGUAGUGCCCGCCAGAAGCUGCUGGGAAGGUCCUGGAGUGUGCCUGUCAUCAGACAUCUCUUUGCCCCCUUGAAGGACUACUUUGCAUGUGAAUAGCUCUACUCUGAGAUGGUCAGAGCUCUGGUGUCUUGUUAGAGCCAGGCCCCAGAGUCUAGAGUUAGAGCCUGAAGGCACCUCAGUUCACCUGUGCGUGGCCUCAUCUUGUACCUCAGCUCUCUCCUGCUCAGUGGGAGCAGAGCCUCCUGGCCCCUUGUAGGGGAGCCCGAGGUGCUGCCUCCUUGUGUACAACUCAGACCUGGCUGCUUAGAGUGGCCUUACAUGGUGCUCAUUCAUGUUUUCUUGUACCGAAACUUUAAAACUUGAAAUAGGUAGUCAAAUGGCUUUUUCCCCACUCCUGGGUUCACCACUCAGACAUGAUGGCUAAGAUACCAAAAUGACAGUUCUCCCAGUACUCAGGUCAAUGCUGCAAAACCACCCAAGAGAGAUUCUGUUUUUAAAUGCCCUUGUUUGUUCCAUGUUUAUUGGAAGAUGCCAAUGUAAGCAUGUAGCUCAGGAAGAUGUUCAGGUCCCAGGUAUGUCCCCCAUCCCUCUUAGGGAUAACAGAAGAAUAAAUGCUGAUAUAUAUGUCUGUCUUAAAUUUUACCUGGCACCUUCCCCUUGAUUUGCAAGGGCUGGAGUCUCCUGUUGGUCUUUGGGAGUAUUUCUUAGCAUGAUGAUGUCAGCGGGGAUGAUGUCAUUACAUUCAGGGCUAUUUCCCCCACAACAUUCCCUAGGCAGGGGCCAUCGAUAGCUAACCCUCCUGGUGACUGGAAUAGAAUCUUUGGAGGCGCUCAGGAAGAGGUGGCUGAAUUAAUAUAAGCUGCCAAAUAUUCUCAGUGUCCUCUCCUCCCUAUGUGAGGGGCAUGAAGCAGGGAUCUUGGGUAACCCUCCCCACUUGACCCUACCAGUACAGGUCCCCAGAUAGAUGCCCUAACUCCUUGUCAGAAGUCAGGGCCAGAAGCACGUGUUUUCCUUUUUUCCCAACAUCUAAGAGAAAGCAGGGGAAACUUCGCUACCUACUUGAUCUCCUGGAGAUUUUUAAACCUUUUUAUUCCAUACUACAUUAUCUUUUUAAGGGACUCUUUUUUAGGGGUCACUGGAGAUUGGAAAACCUGCAUUUCAGAAAUGCUAUUGUAAUUUUUUUUUUGUUUUUUUUGUUUUUAACAACUUUUACUCUAAUUACUGGUGCUAUUUUGUAGAAAAAGAAAAACCUUGACACAUUUGGGGGCUAUUUUAUACACUUUUUUAAAAUCUCAAACUUCUAUUUUUAUGUUUAACAUUUUCAUUAAGAUUUUUUUUGUAAGUGGAGCCAUGUCACAAGUAUGAGGACAGUGUGCCUUGUUUCAACAGUUUGCUGAUUUUUAGGCUGAAA